ACUUUUGCCGUCGAUCCUCUUUUUUACGCUCUCUUCACGGCGUGCUUGCGUAUGUCAGUCAGUAGAUUCCUAUUAUACAGCUGGAAACCCACCUCUAAAUAUACUCUGGCCCAUUGCGACGCUGCGAAAAAAUAAAUCGAUCCACCUGUUCGGGCUUGUGCCGUCGUGCCCGAAGGACGAUAUAAGAAGGGCUGCCCGGCUGUCCUGACGCCCGAAGUAGCAGGCAAAGAAAGAAAGAACAUGAAGCUCUUCUCUCUCCUCACGCUGGGGGCUCUUCUCUCCGCAGCAAACGCCCUUCCGACAGCCUCUCGACGCUUCAUCCCCCCGAGCCUCCGUCAUGUAGGAAGCAAUUCCACCAACGCGACUCUCUCCAGCUACAACGCUACAUCUUUCACCUUCAUCGCCGACAGCAAUUUCACCGAGAUCCAGUUCCAGCCCCUCGUUGCCUCCGGACAGAAGUUCUACGUUGGCGGGAACUCGAGCACGUAUUGUCCCGACGUCGUUCGUCCUUGUCCCAAGGGCGUUGACACGGUUGUUUAUCCCAAGGGAUCUUUGAACGUCGCCGUCCCAGGCGGCCAGCAGAUCUACGUCGCGCCCAACGGAGCCCUAAGCUUCACCGUCCCCCAUUCAGCAAACAUCCCAACCAACUCCUCCACGGGCCCGUUCGUGUUCAAGAAUACCACCACCGCUGCCCCUUUCUCCGUCGGUGAAUGGUCCUACGCCCGCUCCGGGUUCGUGGCGUGCCCCGUCAACGCUACCGGUGUCGAGAGGUACCAGGUCUUCGUGGCCAACUCGACCGGUAGCUCUGCUGAUUGUCUGCCGUUCAAGGCGCUGGCGCAGCCGUGGGUUGCUACCGCGAACUGGACGGUUGGUGCUUGGGAGUACUUCUGAUUCACUCAGCCUGGCCGAUGCUCGAUCGAGGUUGUAUGGCUCAUUGAGUCACCACAGUGAAAGGGGACGAAGCUCAUGCUGGAGGUUGUUAUUUUUGGAUUCUUUACACUUCCAUGGGAUUGAUGCCUUCUUCCCAUGUUACGCUCCUUGACGAUGUUCACGUUCAUGUAUUCACGAGUCACUCCUUGCGAACCUUGACAGCCUGUAUAAUAUUUAAUCUGGUUUUGUCUUUUCACUCUUUAGCCGAGGGAUUAUCUUUGUUUAUGCCAUAGAACAUCUGUACACUUCCGGCGGUUCCGGUAGAAUGCAGAGAAGAGGUGGGGUGGAGCCACACUGAUGCUAUCUGCAUGGCAUGGCAAUGCUCCUCUUCCGCGAGAACGCGUUCGAAAAUCUCCAGACAUCCAAACCUCAUCCACUGGCCUGUCCAGAAGAAGCCACCAAGGUGCUGUGCCGAAUAACUGGGCUGGGCCGGCAACUGGAGUACGUGGUUGCUGAGAACCCCUUGUCCCGGUCGCCGAUGACAGUAAUAGUUACCAAAGAAAAAGGCAAUAAAAGGUAAUAUCCCAGUCGGAAGAGGUUUUCACCAGCGGGCGAAUUGUCACAGGAAAUUUGGUCUUUGGCGUAGGCAAGCUUCCAAUCCGAUCGAAGUCGAUUUUGAAGGGCUGUAGCAUGAAGUUCGCCAUCUGCCCGUAGACAUAUCCAUCCUCCGUAAGCAGUCUCGAU
Messenger RNA from Monascus purpureus, 1614 nucleotides. The record is from the annotation of a GenBank genome assembly. NCBI's taxonomy places the organism in Eukaryota, Fungi, Ascomycota, Eurotiomycetes, Eurotiales, Aspergillaceae.